Molecule: messenger RNA, 849 nt
Organism: Didymella exigua CBS 183.55
Lineage: Eukaryota; Fungi; Ascomycota; Dothideomycetes; Pleosporales; Didymellaceae
Exons: 1
Source: RefSeq, a predicted model, not a curated record
AUGCGGCUCGAAGUUCCUUUGGAUUACGAUAAUCUCGCAGCCGGAUACACAGCCCUUGCCUUCAUAAAGAAAGGUUCACGCAUCCCACAGGAGCAUGCACCGGGGACGAUAGCCAUUCUUGGGGGUCCUGGAAGGUCUGGUAUCGAAGACUAUAUUUCAGGGCGGAUGCCAUCCCGUCAUGUCCUGGGCAGGAAACACGAUAUCAUCGCGUUCGAUCCAAGAGGCGUCGGACACAGCGGACCGAAUCUGGACUGCUUCGGCGGCGAUCUUACUGCUUCCUACCAAGCCGCAAGCGGAGAGUAUUCGUUCUCGUCGUCAUCGCGGAAGAGAAUUGUCGAAAAAGCGGGUGCUUGGGGUGAUUUGUGUAAGAAGAAUCUAAACGACUCAGCGCGUUAUAUUGGCACACCUGCUGUCGCACGGGACAUAUCGCUUUACUUCGAGCGGCAAGCAAAUAAAAGUACCGCCAUCAGUUCCGACGUCAACUUCUACGGAGCGGGUUAUGGUGCUAUUUUGGGUGCUACAGUAGCUUCAAUGUACCCUCACCGCGUCGGUAGAAUUGUCCUGGACAGCCCUAUGACCCCAGAAGCUUAUUACGAGGACGUACAGAGGUUUGCCUCUAAGGACCAGAAUGAGGCAGUUCGGCAAUUCUUCAUUCAAUGCUCCGAAGCUGGUCCAGAAGUGUGUGGCUUUUGGGGCGCUACGCCUGAGGAUAUCGAGGGACGUUACCACAGGCUACUGGAAAAAUUGGAAGAUCACCCACUGCAGAUUCCAUUUGUCCGGGCCCCCGUGGAUAGCCCUGUGCAGAUCACUGCCGACUCAGUCCGCGCGCGAAUGCUAACAGCAGCGUAC